UACCGUUACCCUGCAAACGCGGUAGUAGCAAUUUGAUCCUGGCAAAGCCCUAAUGGCGUCUAUCCUUUCUUCUUCUUCUUCUUUCAUCCUGGCAAGCCCUAAUUCUAAUUCCCAAUUUCGGAACCGUGCAAUGAAAAUCCGACAAAGAAGAGUUCCUGCGCCGGCUAUGGCGGCCUCUUCGUCAUCAUCUUCUCCUUCUUCUUCAAAUAAAGACGGAGGUAGUAGCAGUUCAACAAAAUUGGUGACUUUCUUGGGCAAAGGUGGUUCCGGCAAGACCACUUCCGCUGUAUUCGCUGCUCAGCAUUAUGCAAUGGCUGGGCUUGAUACAUGCUUGGUAAUACAGAGCCAAGACCCCACUGCAGAGUUUCUUCUCAACUGUAAGAUUGGAACUUCUCCUGUCAUGUGUUGUGACAAUCUUUCAGCCGUUAGGUUGGAAACGACUAAAAUCAUUCUUGAACCUCUCAAUCUGCUGAAGCAAGCCGAUGCUCGACUUAAUAUGACUCAAGGAGUUCUAGAAGGGGUGGUUGGAGAAGAGCUUGGGGUGCUUCCUGGGAUGGAUUCUAUCUUUUCAGGGUUUGCGCUGGAGAGGUUCCUUGGAUACCUUAGGAAUGUGGCUCAGAAGAGCAGCAAAAGAAAGGAAUUUGAUGUAGUAAUAUAUGAUGGUAUUAGCACUGAGGAAACACUAAGACUGAUCGGUGCAGCCAGUAAAGCUAGGUUAUAUUUGAAAUAUCUGCGGAGCCUGGCUGAGAAGACUGAUCUUGGGAGGUUGGCUGGUCCUUCCAUACUGAGACUCGUGGAUGAAGCAAUGGGAAUAAGUAGCAGCUCCCGUGUUAAUGGGAAAUUGAGUGCAGAAAUAUGGGAGACGUUGGACCACAUGUUGGAGCGAGGGUCUUCUGCUUUCUUGGAUCCAAGUCUCUUUUGCUGCUUCCUUAUGAUGGAUCCAAGCAGUAUAAUGUCUGUAAAUUCUGCAUUACGAUAUUGGGGUUGUACAAUCCAAUCUGAUGCACAUAUAUCUGGUGCAAUAGCUUUUACCUCUCAACAUAUGAAUGUAGAAUCAGUUGAAGAACUUAAGAAGAAGUUUUCACCAUUGCCACUUGCUUUCAUUCCAAGUCUUUCGAUGAAUUCUCCUCUAAAUUGGAAGGAGAUCAUUCUGGACAGUUUCCAUAAAGAUGCACGGGAUCUUUUCUCUUUGCAAGCCAGACAUGGCAGUACCUUGACAUCCCCAGUAAAAUUCGAUGCAGCUAAAAAAUCAGUUACCCUUUUUAUGCCAGGUUUUGACAAGUCAGAGAUCAAGCUAUAUCAGAGGAGGGUCUGAGUUGUUGGUGGCAGCAGGGGACCAAAGACGCGUAAUUCAUCUGCCACCAAAAAUCCAAGGAAAGGUGGGAGGUGCCAAGUUCAUAGACAGGAGUCUUGUAAUCGCCAUGCGGUAGUGAGAGUGUAAUUACAACAGGAAAAGUGUUACCUUUCUUCCCCCAACUUCUUUGUCAUGUUUCAUGGGAAUGUUUACAAUGGCCGGUGAUAGUGAUAAUUUACUGCUCCUUGUCCCUGAUUUUGGGCGAUUUACUGAUUUUGUGUAUUUCGCACUGCUCUAAGGUAGGGUUCUGAAAAGGGGGCAAAAAAAAAAAAAAAGUUGUGCACUAAAGUCUUAUUAGAACAAUCAAAGUGAUUGAUACUGAGAAAAAGAUGAGGUUUUCAGU
Tripterygium wilfordii is the source of this 1697-nucleotide messenger RNA. RefSeq lists its product as uncharacterized. The transcript has 7 exons. The coding region runs from base 53 to 1315 and encodes 420 amino acids. The record is from RefSeq and is a predicted model, not a curated record. Lineage: Eukaryota; Viridiplantae; Streptophyta; Magnoliopsida; Celastrales; Celastraceae.